This is a messenger RNA of Daphnia magna, 1259 nucleotides long. RefSeq lists its product as uncharacterized. Lineage: Eukaryota; Metazoa; Arthropoda; Branchiopoda; Diplostraca; Daphniidae. The coding region runs from base 40 to 945 and encodes 301 amino acids. The transcript has 5 exons. The record is from RefSeq and is a predicted model, not a curated record.
UUGCUGUCGAAUAGCCAGUCAGUCUGUAAGGGAAAGCGCAUGGUGAGAGGACCUAGGAUGAACAACAAUUCAUCCUGGAAAGCAGCAACAGCAGCAUCUACAUUAGAGAGCUCGUCAAGCCGUUUCAGUCGUUAUAUCCCCUUGCGAUUUGUCCACUUGAAGUGCCAUUUUGACGUUGUCUGGCCAGCCAUUGGCUUUAGCAAAUUGCUGUCGACUUCGCCAAGCGUUAUGGCUCCUCGAAAUCUACAAAGGAUGAGCGCAGCAAGCAGCGAUUUCAGGACUGCUAGCCAAGAUGACUGUAACGAUUGUAACAACAUCAAAGAGAAAACGUUGCCCGAGUUCAACUGGCAAAAAGCGAUGAUUCAGAGUCGCAUUAUGGAGAAAGUCCAAGACGUUGGUGAGCGUAUCAGUUCUCAAUCGUGGCUGGAACAGAUGCGUAUGCUGGCUAGAGAGCGUUCUUUGACAUCGGUUGUCCUGUUGAGCUUUAUCGGUCUCGUUUCCUUCCCUGUUUUGGUUUGCAUCCUGGCGUCAGCAUUUACAUUCCUCGGAUUUGUUUUUGUUGAAGGAACAUUGUUAACAAUUGGAUGCUGUUUGCUGGGUGGCCUACUGAUAGUCUUAGGGUGUUUGGCUCUACCGCUUAUGCUGUUCGUGUUCAUCACCUACACUCUAUCUUCGAUUGCCUUCAAUUUGUUUAACAGCACCAGCUCCAAACUCCGAUCGCAUAUAGUGACAGUUAGUCCAUCAUCCGCCAUAUCUGAAUCUCCCAGUAAAAGAUCGUUACUAAAUCAGGGAUCGAGCACUCCUGGAAAAUCUUGCACGGAUGGAAUAUGGAAUAUGGGAGAAUAUUUACCGGCUUGCGUUACAGAGUCCGAUUCAUUUUUGGAAGCGACCGUUCUUCGUCGUGCGCAGAUGAACGAAAAAAGAAUUUCCGAUCAGCAGUUUUGAAACUGUUGGAUGGAAGUUACCUGACUUUCUUGUUUUCGCCCGCACGAAAGUGAAUGAACAUAAGAUGCGAAAAAUAUUUCAUUGUACAGUAUAUUCCAUAACGAACUCCAGCAUGUUUUCCCCUCGAUAAGUUUUUUUUAUUGCUUUAUUUACUACCGUGAUUGGUGUUGCAUCAUUAUUUCCCUCAGUCUGUUGGGUGGUUAAAUGGUUCAUGAAUUGUUUUUUUAAUUUGGUUCUCCCUGUUUGUACAACUUGUUUAUGGCUUCAUAGUUAUUAUACAUUAAAAUGAAUAAAAACAAGAUCUCCGCUCGCUA